AGGUCUUUUCCCAGAUCCCGGUCCAUGGAAGAUUCCUCAAACUCGCGAGGUAGCUCUUAGAGAUACACUUGGUAUUGAGGCUCUCCCCAGGCAACGCUUCAACAAAACCAAAAGAACACCAUAUGUUCUCAACAUCAUGGUAGUUGGUGAGAGCGGCCUUGGAAAAACCACUUUUAUGAACACUUUAUUCAACACCCCACUUAAAGAAGAAAUUUAUCCAAAAACUCCACAAUCCACAAAAACCGUAGAAAUCAGUCCGGUGCAUUAUGAAUUGGUUGAAGAUGGCGUCACCCUUAACCUUACAGUAGUUGACACACCCGGAUUUGGUGAUCAACUUAAUCGUGAACACAAUCUUGAUCCUAUUGUGGAUUAUAUUGAUAAUCAAUUUGAAGCAUACCAUGCUGCAGAACGUAGUCCUGAAUUCAGGCGUGCAAUACCAGACACUCGUGUACAUGCUGUAUUAUAUUUCAUAGCUCCAACCGGUCAUGCUCUUAAAGAGCUUGAUAUCAAGGCACUUCAAGUAUUAUCAACCAAAGUAAAUAUCAUCCCAGUUAUUGCUAAAGCUGAUACUCUUACACAAGAAGAAAAGGCUUCCUUCAAAAAAACUAUAUUAAGAGAUAUCGAAGCCAAUGAUAUCAGAAUUUUCCCUACUGCAUAUCCAGAUGAUAGAGAAAGUGUUGAUGAUCUCGAGAAAUAUAUUCCAUUCACAGUCAUUGGUAGUGAUCAAUUUGUGGACGUUAAUGGAAAAAAAGUAAGAGGUAGAUCAUAUAGAUGGGGAGUUGUUGAAGUUGAAAACGAACAACAUUGCGAUUUUAUUCAUCUCCGUGAACUUUUAAUGACACAUGCACUUCAUGACCUUCUCGAGACAACUCAUACAGUUCACUAUCAUAAUUAUCGUGCCAAGAAACUUCGUUCCAGUGGCCGCCCCGAAUCUAUACUUGCAUGUGACGAUUCUUAUGAACAUAGGAUUGAAGGAAGCAAACAAACUAUUGCCGAAGAAAUGAUUAGAAAAGAAGAAGAAAUGAGACAAAACUUUGUUAUGAAAUUGAAUCAACGUAGACAAGAGCUUAUGGCUGAAUUAGAAGAACAACGUUUAUUAAUUGCUGCUGAAGAACGUGAAUUCCAAGAAUUAUAUAUGCAAAGUAAAAAUGCAACGUAA
This is a messenger RNA of Entrophospora candida, 1159 nucleotides long. The record is from the annotation of a GenBank genome assembly. Lineage: Eukaryota; Fungi; Glomeromycota; Glomeromycetes; Entrophosporales; Entrophosporaceae.